This is a messenger RNA of Maniola jurtina (meadow brown), 3781 nucleotides long. RefSeq names its product NPC intracellular cholesterol transporter 1 homolog 1b-like. Gene Ontology annotation, cellular component: membrane. NCBI's taxonomy places the organism in Eukaryota, Metazoa, Arthropoda, Insecta, Lepidoptera, Nymphalidae. The record is from RefSeq and is a predicted model, not a curated record. The transcript has a single exon. Bases 24 to 3722 code for a protein of 1232 amino acids.
UCACCGCGAUACUGUGUGCGUUUAUGUGCUUGUGGUAUACUGUAACUGCAAAAUGUGUUAUGCGUGGAGAAUGUGCGAUGGUCGGAGGUUUUGCGAAACUUUGUCCUGUUGACGAAGAAGCGCCGCCUGUGCUUGAUGCUGAUUCACUAACAGAUGAAACGAGAGUCGAAGUAUUAAACAUUAUAAAAUCGAGGUGUCCCGAGCUUUUAUACGACGAAGAUGGGAAGGAAAAGAAUGAGGCAGACAUUGUCUCAUGCUGCGAUGUUGUGCAAAUUAGGGAAAUGGAUAGAAACCUAUUAAUGGCAGAAGGUGUAAUCGGGCGAUGUCCGAUAUGUGUGAGAAACUUUGCCAGACAAGUCUGCGAAUUGAACUGUUCACCGAAUCAAUCGAAGUUUGCGACCGUCAGAGUGGAGUAUACCCCAGAUGGAACAGCGUUUGUCAAUGAAGUAAACUACACAGUGUAUGAAAAGUUCAUGAUAGAUGCUCAUGCUUCGUGCGCUGGAAUCAUUGUUCCACAGACUGGAAUGCCUGCUAUAAACCUUAUGUGUGGCAAUGCUCCUGUAUGUACACCUGAAGCUUGGCUCGGCUUUACAGGAGAUACGGAAACGAAUCCCUUAGCACCAGUUCAAGUUAAUUUCAUCAAAUCGCCUACACCGGAAAAUUCUAUGAACGCUCAUGCUCCACUGUGUAAUGAAACGUUGGAAGGUGAUUUACCGUGUAGUUGUGUAGAUUGCCAUGCUAACUGUCCCAUGAGCGAAAGACCCCAGGCUCCUGAUAUAUGUCAUGUGCUUUCUUUUAAUUGCAUAGGGUUUUCCGUGGGACUAGUUUUCUUUGCACUGAGCGUCAUCAUGUUUACAGUUCUCGCGUUUUUAGAAUGCAGACAACUAAAAACAUCUAGUAAAAUAGAAGAAAAAUAUGAAUUCAACAAUAUAAACAGAGUCACAAAAAUAUUUCAAAAAGUUUUUUCAGCGAUAGGUGUAUUUUCGGCUAGUAACCCUGUCUUAACUAUAAUGGUAACUACUUGGAUCGCUUUUGCCAUGUUGUUUGGUGUUGCGCAACUUAACUUAACUGCAAACCCAAUGGAACUUUGGUCUGGACCAGAAUCUCGGAGUCGCCAAGAAUUCAACUAUUUUAACUCAAGAUUUGGGCCAUUUUAUCGAGCUGCACAGGUUUUUUUAACCUUCAAAGGUCUAGACUCUUUUGUUGUUAACAAUGUAACAUAUGGACCUGCGUUCAGAGUAGAGGCAAUACAUGAACUUGUGGCCCUUGAAAAUGCAAUCAUUGAUAUUGGAAGGGAAGAUGAUACAGUGAAAUUAGAAAAUAUAUGUUAUGCACCACUCCGUGUACCAGGUGGUGAACAAAAAUUAAAUCAGUGUGUACAAAUGUCAGUUUCGACUUAUCUACCGGAUAGAAAAAUAAAUAAUGAUACAUAUCUUAGAAGUAUACAGGACUGUUUAAACAAUCACCUAGCGUUAAACUGUCUAGCUGAUUGGGGAGGUGGUGCCGAACCAGAAAUUUCUGUAGGAGGAUACGACGGCGACAAUAUACUUGAAGCGCAUACCUUACUGAUUAAUUUCCCUAUAAGAAACUUUUUAAGAGCUGAAGAUUUAGUACCGGUACUAGAGUGGGAACAAAAGUUUAUAAAUUUAAUGCAUGAAUAUGAAAAAAACAAUAAAUCAGAUUUUGUUGAUGUAGCUUUUGGAACCGAACGAUCUAUAGAAGAUGAAAUUCAGCGGAUUUCCGUAGCAGAAGCAUUACCUAUCACUAUAAGUUAUCUGCUUAUGUUUGUAUAUGUGAUCUUCGCAUUGGGUAACAUAAGAAGGUUUAAAACUUGUUUGAUUGACAGUAAAGUGACGGUAGCUAUAAGUUGUAUAAUAGUUGUACUUAUAUCUAUAUUUUGUGCUAUGGGUAUUUUGGGAUAUAUGGAUGGUACUGUAACUUUAUUAGCAAUUAAUGUCAUACCAUUUUUCAUUCUUUCCGUUGGUAUAGAUAACGUUUUCUUAAUGAUAAAUGAGAUGCAGGAAGUUGAAAUGAAUUUAGAGAAGUACGAAGAUUAUAAAGAUAACUUUAGUUUUGAGAAAAAGAAACGUUUCAUCUUUGGAAAAAUGAUGAACAAUAUAGGUCCCUCUAUGUUCGUGUCCUCGAUUACUCAAAUCACUUGCUUUGCUAUAGGAAGUAUAACCAACUUACCAGCGGUGAAAUCAUUUGCUAUAUUUGCUUCAUGUUCGUUAGUUUUUCUGUUUCUAUUUCAAAUCACAGCUGUAAUAGGUAUAUUAUCGAUUGACUAUAACCGAGUCAAAACAAAUAGGUUCGAUCUAAUUUGUUGUAUUCAGAAAAAAAUAUUAAACGAUGAAGAACCGCUCCAAGAUGGCAAAGCUUACCAAAGCAUAACCAAAAGACUUAUGGUACCUUAUUCUAAAUUUAUUUUAGACUGGCGUGUUAAAAUAACUGUUGCUAUUAUAUUUAUGUUUCUGGUAUCAGGUAGUGUAAUCAUUAUUCCGCAAAUCGAAGUGGGCUUAGACCAAGAAAUGGCGUUGCCGCCUGAUUCGUACGUUUAUAAAUACUUGACGUCUGUAAACCAAUUAAUGCGACUUGGACCUCCAGUUUACUUUGUUCUCAAAGAUGGCUUAAACUUUACAAAUCCUGAUCAUCAAAACGUAAUUUGUGGCAGUCGACUAUGUAAUGAUGAUUCUCUUGUUACACAGUUGUUUUUAGCAUCCCGGCACAGCGAUGCAACUUACAUAGCAAGGAGCUCGAAUUCCUGGAUAGAUGACUUCUUCGAUUGGGCUAGUUUACCUAACGCUUGUUGUAAAUAUAACACUACUGAUGGUGGUUUCUGUGCUAGUAUGGAUAAUUCUCCAGAAUGCAGUUUUUGUACAAUCGAAAGAUCAGAAUUAGCAAAUGGAUUAAGACCAGCUGGGUCUGCUUUUAGAAACUAUGUACCAUUUUUCUUGCAGGAUACACCGACUGCUGUGUGUAGUAGAGGUGGUCUCGGUAGUUACUUUAGUAAUGUUAACUUUUUACUCGACUCAGAGGGCACAGCUACAGUACAAGAUACAAAUUUUAUGACCUAUCAUACUACUUUAGCAACUUCACAGGACUUUAUUGCGGCUUUAUCAAAUGCUUAUGACAUCAGUGCGGAUAUAACAACAGCUAUACAGAAGCACACUAACUUGGACGUGGAAGUAUUUCCGUAUUCUGUUUUCUAUGUGUUUUUCGAACAGUAUUUAAGUAUGUGGGGCGAUACUUUCGCAUCACUUGGCUAUUGUCUUGUUGGUGUUCUAGCUAUAAAUUUGUUAGUUACAGGGUUCAACUUUUUGAUAACGUCUGCAUUGGUGAUCACUGUUAUUAUGGUAGUAGUUGAGAUGAUGGGGGUGAUGUAUUUGUGGAAUAUACCAUUAAAUCCUGUCUCGUGUAUUAAUUUGAUUGUCUCCAUAGGUAUUUCGGUGGAAUUCUGCAGUCAUAUUGCCUACGCUUAUGCUACAAGCGUUUGUGAACCGAGUGAAAAAGUUCGCGAUGCCAUUAGAAAUGUAGGAAGCACUAUUAUCACAGGAAUUACUCUUACUAAUAUACCAAUUAUCGUAUUAUACUUUUCGUAUACACAAAUUAUUGAAGUGUUCUUUUUCAGAAUGCUCUUUAGUUUAGUUAUUUUAGGGUUCAUACAUGGUAUGAUAUUUUUCCCUGUGCUGUUAAGUUAUAUGAAUGAUUUAAAAUAUAGAUAAUCUAAUAUAAGACAAAAUUAGUCAUGCAGAAUGCAGCCAACUCACAAAGAGCUAAUUUC